AUGACUUCAAAUCUACAACUUCAGUCAUUCAAAAACAAAUUAACAAGAACUCUUACAACACAAAAGCGAAUAUUAUCAAAAAACGAAAUUCAGAUAAUAAAAACAAAACUAUCAAAAUCAAAUAAAAACAUUGGAUCUAUAGUGUCAGAUAAGUACCAGCCUCAUGAAAAUAUACAUAAACCUUUGUCACAAAAACAUUUAACAUUAUCUCUUCUUCUUUCAUCUCAAGCCCAUAUGGGGCAUUCAACAUCUCUUUGGAAUAUAACAACUCAACCCUAUAUAUAUGGAAUUCGCCAAGGAAUCCAUAUAAUAAACUUAGAUAUAACAAUUUCUCAUCUUCGUAGAGCAUGUACUGUGAUUUCUAAUAUAAUGACAAAAGAAGGUAUAAUUCUUUUUGUAGGAACACGAAAAGGACAAAAAAAUUGUGUAAUUCAAGCAGCAAAAAGGACAAAUGGAUUUUAUAUUUUCGAUAGAUGGAUACCAGGCACUAUUACUAAUGGACCGCAAGUUCUUAAACAUAGUGAAAUAAAAAAAUCAACUAUAAUUAACGAAAAAAAAACUCAAAACAAUAAUACGAAGUAUCCUUUUUCACUUUUACCAGACUUAGUAAUUUGUUUAAAUCCAACAGAAAAUAAAAUUUUACUUCACGAAUGCGCAAAAACUCAUAUACCAACCAUUGGAAUUAUAGAUACUGAUGCAAAUCCAAUGUGUGUAACAUAUCCCAUUCCUUGCAAUGAUGAUAGUUUGCGUUCUGUUGAAAUGAUUGUUGGUAUCUUGUCGCGUAGUGCAGAAAAUUCAAAAAUUAAAAAUUAA
Molecule: messenger RNA, 813 nt
Organism: Pneumocystis jirovecii RU7
Lineage: Eukaryota; Fungi; Ascomycota; Pneumocystomycetes; Pneumocystales; Pneumocystaceae
Product: ribosomal protein S2
Exons: 2
Coding region: 1-813 (270 amino acids)
Biological process (GO): translation
Cellular component (GO): mitochondrial small ribosomal subunit; ribosome
Molecular function (GO): structural constituent of ribosome
Source: RefSeq, a predicted model, not a curated record